This is a messenger RNA of Solanum stenotomum, 681 nucleotides long. RefSeq names its product protein BOBBER 2-like. Lineage: Eukaryota; Viridiplantae; Streptophyta; Magnoliopsida; Solanales; Solanaceae. Gene Ontology annotation, cellular component: cytoplasm. The record is from RefSeq and is a predicted model, not a curated record. Gene Ontology annotation, biological process: protein folding. Bases 1 to 681 code for a protein of 226 amino acids. The transcript is spliced from 2 exons.
AUGGCAAUUCUUUCAGAUUAUCAAGAAGAAAAUCAAGACCAAACCAUGGAGAUUAUUGAGAAAGAACAAGAAAAUUCUUCUACUUUAGCCCCCAAAGAAGAAGAGCAUUCAUCUUCAACCCCAAAAGAAGAGAAACUUAAGCCAAAUAAGUCCAAUGGACUUGAUAUGGAGAAUUAUUCAUGGGGACAAUCUCUUCAAGAAGUUACCAUCAAUGUCCCUGUUCCUCCAGGUACAAAAUCAAGAUUCAUAAUUGUGGAAUUCAAGACCAAUACUCUCAAAGUUGGACUAAAAAACCAACCACUAAUAUUAGAUGGUGAAUAUUUCAAGGGAGUUAAAGUUGAUGAAUGUUAUUGGAGUUUAGAAGAUCAAAAAGAGAUAUCAAUUCUUUUAACAAAACAAAACAAAUCUGAUUGGUGGAAAAGUUUAUUCAAAGGUGGACAAGAAAUUGACACACAAAAAGUUGAGCCAGAACCAAGUAAAUUGUCUGAUUUGGACACAGAAACAAGAGCAGCAGUUGAAAAAAUGAUGUUUGAUCAAAGACAAAAACAAAUGGGACUUCCAUCAAGUGAGGAGAUUAAGAAUCAAGAUAUGCUUAAACAAUUUAUGGAACAAAAUCCUGAUAUGGCUAAGAAUUUUGGUAAUGCUAAGAUGAUGAUGCCAAAUUCUAGGAUGAUGGAAUAG